This is a messenger RNA of Dermatophagoides farinae (American house dust mite), 1382 nucleotides long. NCBI's taxonomy places the organism in Eukaryota, Metazoa, Arthropoda, Arachnida, Sarcoptiformes, Pyroglyphidae. The record is from RefSeq and is a predicted model, not a curated record.
AUACACGUCAACAUUCUAUUUAAUCUUUUUACUACAUUAACCUGACCCUGGAUAUACGCAUGGAUUUUCUGGCAGAUAGCUGUUUAUCAACAAGUGUCAUAUUCAAGUCAUAUAAAAAGCCAUGCCAAACAAGCACUCGAUAUCAUUUUUUGCUGGCUGGUCGUUAUUAUUCACCAUCAUCAUUAUCAUCAACAUUUUAUUAUUUUGCAACACAAUUUUUUAGAUAUGACCAAGAGCGAUCAAAUCGCGUCGUUGCGACACCAUUUACAGAAUUUGUUCGUAUUGAUCGACUCCGGAAAUGAUUUGAAAUUCAUCCAGAACUACGAAAAAUAUGUUGACAAACUCGUCAAAUUCAUGAAGGUGUAUAGAUCUUACGCAACGAAACUCGACAUGUUCGACGCCGUGCAAAAAAAGGUGGAAGCUUUGAUCAACUCACCAGAAAUUUCGUCAUUGAUCAAAGAAUCAUUGAGACCCAAAUUUGAUCGUGCAAAUGAACUUGCUGCUGGUUUUUCAGAGUUAAUACCGAAAAGAACAUUGGACAAGAAUAAUGCCAUUGUUAAAUCAAUGCAUGCAAUCCGAAGAGGCGAGAUCUCUGCUGUUCAUCCGAAUUUCUAUGUCGACGACAGUAUUAGUCAGGAUGAAUCAUCCGAAAAAAAUCUAAGAACAUUACGAUCAACACCAUCACGUUUAGCGUAUCAAUCAAAUAAAAGAGCCGAAUCCACUGAAUGUAUGGAGAAAAAAUCAUCACCAAUGUGUUCAACGAUUGGCGUUGAUAAUGACGAAACAAACUUAUCCAACCAACGAUCAUCUAAUGGCGAAAAAAUAGAUGGAACAAAAAUUUUUGAUCAUAACGUAAACUGUUCGCCACAGCAACAAUCAUCUUCAAUUGAAUCAAUGAAUAAAUCAUCUCAAGCAUUGGCCGAUUCAAAUGAUGACAAUUCUUCAGUCGAUCUCAGCCGGUCACUGUUACAACAAGAAGAGAAUCGUAAAAUUUUGAAAGAUUAUGAUUAUCAAUAUCGACGCCUCGACCUUAUAGUCAAAACACUUAUGGAUAAGAAAGCAUCAAAGCUAACUCUUCAUCGCUUGACUCAAGAAGUUAAACGCGUACUUGAAGAUUGGUUAUUUCCAUUGAAUGAUAAUUUUUAUCCAUUAUUUCUAUUCGAUAAAGAUGCUAAUGUUCAUUUCGAAUUUUUCAUUUUGGAUCCAGAAUCACCAGUCACUAUUACUAACCGAUCACCAUGUUCGGACAUGCGAAUUUUCGAACUGUCUAAAUUAAUCUAUGCAUUUGUCUAUGAAUAUUGUCAAACUAUUUCCAAAUAAUUUUUUCAAAUCUUGAUACUUUUUUAAAACAAUUAAUUUUUUUGUUUUUUCACCACUUUUUU